Xiphophorus hellerii (green swordtail) is the source of this 3692-nucleotide messenger RNA. RefSeq lists its product as uncharacterized. The record is from RefSeq and is a predicted model, not a curated record. The transcript is spliced from 17 exons. Gene Ontology annotation, molecular function: protein binding. Gene Ontology annotation, cellular component: THO complex part of transcription export complex. NCBI's taxonomy places the organism in Eukaryota, Metazoa, Chordata, Actinopteri, Cyprinodontiformes, Poeciliidae. Gene Ontology annotation, biological process: signal transduction; mRNA export from nucleus. The coding region runs from base 208 to 1821 and encodes 537 amino acids.
AUUCGCAUGCAGAAAUGAUCUAGGUUUUAUCCGCUGGAAGCGCGGGGCGCUGUUUGCGUGAAAAGAGACAAUGCCCCGAUGUGUUUGGCUGCAAAUCGAAAAUCGCCUGCCCCUGAAACGCAUGUGCAGGUUUGGAUUAACUGCUGUUAUGUUUUAAGGCACGGUUAGGCUCAGCUGCCUGAUCGAGGUUACAUUACAGCCGAGGGGAUGGUGGCGGAGAUGGCGAGCUGUGGAGCGGCGUGCUACCUGGAAGACGGAGACGGGGAGGUCCCUGCCCUGGUGAACAAAGAUAACCUGUCGGAGGGCGACAGCAGCAGUUCAGAGGCUUCAGGGGCGUCCACUGAGGAGAGCUCAGAUGAGGAAGAUGAAGAAAAUGAUGACGAGCAGGAAACUUCUGAAGGGGGCGCUGAAGACGAUGAAAAGGGAGAAGACGACAAAGAGGAACAUAAAAACGGGAAUUCUGGGUCUGAAGGAGCAGGAGCUGAGCCUCACGCUGCUGCUGUAAAUGGGAGAGAUGAACGACUUAAGUUAUGCUGUGAAAAAUGCAAAUCCGUCCAUCAGACUCACGGCACGGAGCUUGUUACUCCUCAGAGGAUGUCUAAGGGACGUUUCCAGUUGGCGCUGGAAGGAGAAGGAACGUACGAGUGCUCGGUCACCGGUCUGGUCUUCCAAGCAAGCGAGCCGGUUCUGGUGCGGUAUUCUAUCCUAUCUUGGUCCAAGUUUGGCUCCUUCCUGCCGAACUCCUGGAAGUUCGCCGGACCGAUCUUCAACGUCGACACCGUCAACAAGGACGCGUCCGUCCUCACCUCUAUCCAGUUCCCCCACUCCAUCUGCUUAGCCCAUCCAGAGGAGGACCUGACCUUCAGCGUCCUGCACGUUAAAGACAACCGUCCCCUCAUUGAGCCGACCGCAGACCACUCAGGAAGCCACGUGAAGUGGAACGUGACAUCCCUCUCGCCGGUCGGUCCCAUCAUUCAGAAGUCAGGGUCCGUGGAGCACCACGGGGUGGUUCUGGUCUACAAACAGCUCGGCAGCGACACCAACAACUACAGCUUCCACGUCUACCUAGCGACAAACAGCUCCUCCGACAUUAAAGAUAUAGGCAAACAAGUCCGGGGCUACAAGAAUCGAUACAUGAAGAUCGAUAAGCCUCCCACGUGUAAAUUGGACGAGGGGACGUAUCGCCUCGUGAGCGAGCCGGAGGGGGAGAUCAAACCUGAGGAGCUGAAGUUCACGCUCGCUGUGACCAAGAUGAAAGGCUACUUUGAAGCUUUCUUUGAGGAGCGGCCUCCUUUCAAACUGUCUCUAAUAGAGAUUAACACGGACGAGACUGUCUGGUCUGCCACCAUCAGAGAAGGCGACUGUGUGGACAACUCAGAAAAAAAGCCAAGGAAAAGGACAAUCUCUGGCAGACAGGGAAGCAGCAGCCACUCGGAAGAAGAAACGGCCUGUAAAAGACCAAAGUGGCAGGACGAGUCAGAUGGAGUGAAAGCAGGGAAGACUCAGGGUCAGGACUUGUCAGAGAAGCAGCUCCUGAAGAUCGCCCGUCAACUUGGAAAAGAGUGGAAGGAGGUGGCCAUCUUUCUGGGCAUAGAGAGUAAAUAUGUGGAUGACCUCCAGGUUGCGGAAAACUGUGUGAGCAUGCAAAAGCUGAAAAUGCUGUUGGAGUGGAAAAAAAGGCAAUCAGGAAAAGCUACAGCACACCACCUGUUGUACAGUUUGAAUGAUUUGGACUCCUUGUCGAUCGAGGUUCGUAAGGUACUGAAAGGUAUGACCAAAGAAUACACACAUUCUUGUCUUUCUUCCCCCUUCCUAACAUAAAGUCUUUUUUGUGCACAGCUAAAAUAGUUCUUGAUCAGUAGUUCCUUGAGCUUUCUUAAGGUUUUUGUGAUUUGAAUGCUUUUUUACUAACUUUCCUGACCAUUAUUACAUUUUAGCCAACUUCACCAAGCCUGUGCCAGAGGCCAGAUAGAUAUUUUUUUCUUUUUUUUUUGUAGCUACAGUUGGGUUGAGCGACAAACCUGACUCUGAUUCAAGCAAAAUUAAAUAAAGUAUGAAGAUGAUUAUUUAAAGUUUUGAUUUUCUUGGUUUGGAGCUGAAGAGGCUCCUCUGCCACAAUGUUGUCUGCUGAAAGGUGCUAGCUAACGACGAAUAUUUGAUUACCAAGCUCUGGGGUGUUUUAAUAAAACUACGACCUACUUACAUUAAGAGAAAGAAGGUUGUACUUUCUAUCAAUGACAAGGAAACUGAAGCAUCACGUCAUGUGGCACAAAACAGGUAAACCCCGCAAGAUCAGUCAAACAUGUAUUAAUGGAAGAUGAGGCAUAGAAAAAAAACCAUUAAUGAAAUGUUUGUGUGGGGCGGCGCAGUUGUCACAAGCAGGACUUUCAGUCAGUUUUCUUAUUGGUUUUGCGUGUCUCUCAUUACAUUUACUGCUUUAUGGAAAAAAAUGAAUACUUUUUCAAGGCUGAACUGAAUCAAAUUUAUAUGUUUUUUUUUUUUUCUGUUUUUAGGUAUGAUGGACAACCGAGCUGAUAAGUAAAGAAGAAAUGUGUUCAAAAACUGAAAUAUCUGUUGCUUCAUCAAAUGAACGCAACGAGGAGCUCAGGUGUGCAAUGAAGCAGCGUCGACCUGUGGACCAAACUUCAACUUUUUCCUUUUUGUUUCCAGUAACAUUUUAAAAUCUCCAUGUGAAUAAAUUCAGAUGUGCGCCUUUGUUUUCUGUGAAAAGUACAGACUAAUGAUGACGUCUUUGAGUAACUAUGUUUAUGAAUGACGCAGAGGUCGUUGAGAGGUUUGGUAGCUAUUUAUGUUGCCCAUAGCAAACGACAACGUAGGUGCUACAGUCCUGGAACUGCAAAAAUCAUGAACAGUUUAUUUUGUAACAUAUAAUGUUUCAGUUUAAGGUGAAACCUUGUGAAAUACUUAGUGAAAACAACCAGGCAUUAGAACAGAUCUGUGCUUCUGUUUAAAGAUUUACAGACUGAAUUUGUGUAUUAGAAGCUUUUAUACUCAUUUUCUUCCUGUCCUGUACAUAUCAUUUUUUUUAAACCAAGAUCUUUUUUUUUUUCCCGAAUUGUGGUUUAUUUUUCUACAUCUGUUUAGACUGUAUGUCUAUUAGUGUCUUAUUUUAUAUUUGCUAUGUUUGUGAGAAACUAUACAGAAAUGCAACAUGUCCAAACUGUCAUGUUUUAAUGUGGCUCAGGAGUUAUUUCCUUUUGUCUUCAGUCGAGAAUAAUGUAUAUUGUUUGUAAAGCUUAAACUAAUUUGUGUAUUUCAAAUGGAUACUGUAAAAAAAAACAAAAACUUCUUCUACUUGUUCUUGAUUUAAGGCUGGAUUUGAGUAUAAAUCUGGGAAAUGUUUUUCUGAAACUGCUUUGGAAAUUUGUUGCACAUAUUUAGAACCACUAAGGUCAGUAAAACAAACUUGACUGGACCAAACUCUGGGAGAUACAUUAAGUUAAAUUACUUGAAACAUUGUUUUGUCAACACUUUUACAGCGUAACUGACGCAGCCAUAUUUUUUACAACUGAAUCAUUUCUUAUGACGUCCAGAUAUUGAUUAGCAUUCAGAAAAGCAGCUUUACAGAAGUUACAGCGGAUGUUUUUAUUUGUCCUUAUUUUCGUCAGGUCUGAAUCCCUCCAACAAUUUUAUAAAAAUAAAAGUUGACUCUUAAAAUGAAUAAAACUUGA